This is a messenger RNA of Telopea speciosissima, 1564 nucleotides long. Its product is annotated as receptor-like serine/threonine-protein kinase At1g78530. The record is from RefSeq and is a predicted model, not a curated record. Gene Ontology annotation, biological process: protein phosphorylation. Gene Ontology annotation, molecular function: ATP binding; protein kinase activity. Lineage: Eukaryota; Viridiplantae; Streptophyta; Magnoliopsida; Proteales; Proteaceae. The coding region runs from base 169 to 1245 and encodes 358 amino acids. The transcript is spliced from 5 exons.
CUUACAAACAGCAACAGACAUUAGAUUGUCAAUACCAAUCAAAUUAUGCUGAGAAUGAAUGUUUAUACAUAUUAUGACCUUCUGCAUAUUAAUACUCUGAUCCCGUGAAAUUUCUUCGUCAUGUUUAACUCCUGCAACUUGAUAUCAUUGGGGGCAUUGAACAGAUAAAUGGCAAAUGCUGCAGUCUUGGCAUUCUACAUCACGAUUUGCUGCAUUGCGUUUGUCGUCUCAAAGAUUGUAAUCUCUAUACUCCUUUAUCGGAGAUGGCAAAGAAAGCAUAGUGUUUUCCAUGAUAGUGUCUCAGGAGGAAAGAUGGUAAUGUUCAGGUCUCCUACAAUGCAGGAUCUGACCUCAGAGAUGUUCUUAAAGAAGACAUUGAGGUUGACCAACAAAGACAUCAUUGGGUCAGGAGGUUAUGGAACAGUGUACAGACUGACCAUUAAUGAGUCCACUGCAUUUGCAGUAAAAAGGCUAAACAGAGGUAAUGCAGACCGUGAUCAAGGAUUUGAGAGAGAGCUGGUGGCAAUGGGAGACAUAAAGCACAGGAAUAUUCUCACUCUUCAUGGAUAUUACACUGCCCCUCAGUUUAAUCUUCUUAUAUAUGAUCUGAUGCCCAAUGGAAGUUUGGAUACUCUGCUUCAUGAUGCUAAUGCAGGUACAUCAAAUGAAAAGAAGCACUUGAAUUGGAAUUCAAGAUACAAAAUAGCUGUAGGCGCUGCACGAGGCAUUUCAUACCUCCAUCAUGAUUGUAUCCCUCACAUUAUACACAGAGAUAUCAAAUCAAGCAAUAUAUUGUUGGACCAAAACAUGGAGGCUCGAGUGUCUGACUUUGGAUUGGCUACAUUAAUGGAACCUGAUAAGACUCAUGUUUCAACAUUUGUUGCGGGAACUUUUGGUUAUUUGGCUCCUGAAUAUUUUGAUACAGGGAGAGCAACUGCAAAAGGAGAUGUUUACAGCUUUGGAGUUGUUUUGCUCGAGCUUUUAACAGGGAAGAGACCUAUGCAUGAAGAAUUUAUUGAGGAAGGCACUAAGCUGGUCACAUGGGUGAAAGCAGUUGUUGAUGACAAGAGGGAAGAGCAUGUAAUUGAUCAUACCUUAGGGUGUUGUCCAUUGGAGGAAGUUAAUAAUGUAUUCAGUAUAGCAUUGAUGUGCCUUGAAUCAAAUCCCUCCAAGAGACCAACCAUGAUUGACGUUCUCAAGAUGCUUGAGCAAAUAAAAUCCAAUAAAAUUGUAUUGGAUUCUUGAUCACUGUUUAUGUAUUCUUCUCUUUCCUGAGUGGAAGAUAACUAUUGUCGAAUAAAGAAUGCUUCCUACACUGAUCAAUGUAGUGGCAAAUGUAAUCCAGUCGAUGUCUGGCUCAAAUCCUAAUAAUAGUUUCCUUACCCUUCUUCCUUUCCUUUCUCCUGGAAAGAAAUAAAGAAUUCUCCUAACUGAUCAUCAAAUAUGGUUUAUUUAGGUUUGGCAACGGCGGUUUGACCUCUCCCAGCUUAAAUCAAUUAUCUGGGCCUUGGUUGAGAAUCUCAGACUGACAAUAUUUCAAGUUGAAACAGCCUUCAGUUGGUCA